CCCGACUAGUUGACUGGAUUGAAAACAUGGCUGCGGCCGAACGUGCAGCAAAUUUACGGAAGUGAGGUGCCCACAUUCUGCUGCAGAAGAGAGAGCACCAGGAUGAGGAGACUGUAGGCACCCGCCGUAGUAUGGCCGCGUCCCGUUCCUCGCGUGUCACAAGGUCGUCAGUGGGGCUCAAUGGAUUGGAUGAGAACUUUUGUGGUCGAACCCUCAGGAACCGCAGCAUCGCCCAGCCGGAGGAGACCUCGGUUUCUCCGCUGCCAAGGGCCCGCUCGCCCAAGAAGAAGCAGGAGUCCAAGCAGGAGUCCAAGCAGGAGUCCAAGCAGGAGUCCAAGCAGGAGUCCAAGCAGGAGUCCAAGCAGGAGUCCAAGCAGGAGUCCAAGCAGGAGUCCAAGCAGGACGGCAAGCAAGAGUCCAAACAGGACACCAAACAAGAUGUUAAGCAGGACGCUAAACAGGACUCAAAGCAGGACACCAAGCACGAUACCAAGCAGGACCCUCAGCAGGAUGGCCAGCAGCAGGCCUCGUUGCAGGAAAAGGUGACUGACUCGAACGCUGCUCCGGCUGAGGUGGAGCAAUGGACCAGUUCCAGGAAGCGGAGUGUGUCCUGUUUAGAGAAAGACAUUAGUCCUGAGAAGUCGGAGAACUGUGAUAGAGGGAAGGGCUCGCGGGAUGCCUGUUCUCAAAUCAAAAGGGCCAAGCGGUGUUCCCGCUCUGCAGAGUCUCAGGGACACGACGAGGACCCUGAGCCUCUGAAACCCGACAGUCCAGUGUCUGUCCCGGAGCCUGGCAAGGACAACAGUUGUGAGGAUUUCCCCAGCCAAACCUCUUCUCCUGCUUCACCUGUCCUCAGUAAAGAGGGAGAUGAGCCGACGGGGGGGAAGGUGGAGGAUGGUCUCGAGGAGUGUGAUGGGGCAACUCGGCCCCCAAAUGCUCACAAGGCCUCGAAUGGACUUAAGGAGAAUAAAGCAGAGGAACCCAGCACGCUCACUGGAGAGCCUGGUGCGAACCCACCCUCUGCCCCCAACACCCCGUUGCUGCUUAACGGCAGUCAGACGACGGCUCCCUCACCCCCUCACCCCGCUGUGCCUUGUCGAAACUCUGUCCCUCUGCAGAUAGAGGUCUCCGGCUCAGGGGAGUCGCCAGCCUCACCUGCGCCGACUUUUGUCCCCGAGGACCCUGUCCCCGAGUUGAUAGUGGCUAAGGAGCAGGAGGUGGAGGAGGUGGAGGUGGACGUGGUAGGCGAACCGUUGUGUGUCUCCCACGAGGAGCAGGUGAUCGAGACUGAGCACGACACCAACGGCCGGCCGCUGACACCACUGCAGGAAGCCCCCGCCUCCACCUCUUCCACUAACACCCACAUGAACAGUAGUCCAAUCAACAACAACAACAGCAACUCAGGAGAAACUACACCCCCUCUAGCAACAACCCCCUCCCCCACAGAGCCCGGGUACACCCCCUCAGUAUCCAGCACGCCCCCCUCCUUCACAGAGCUCUAUGAACACAGAUACACCCUGCGGACUUCACCCAGGAGGGCCGCCACCGGUGGCAAAGCCUCCUCCUCCAAGCUCAGCUCUCCUCCACGAGACAAUGGUCCCAUGAGGGAAGAGGGGGAGGUGGUUGUGGAGCUGCAGGAGGAGGACUGUCCUAUGGUGGAGGAACCUGCUCCUUCAGACGUUGUGGUCCCCUCCUGUGAAGGGCCGGUCUCCACGGCUGAGGACAGUGUGGCCGUAGUGGGCAAAGAGGAGGACCAAAGCAGGGAGGUGACGAGGAGCCAGCCUGCAGAGGAGGAGGAUGAAGAGGAGGAGCCAGACGUGUAUUACUUUGAAUCGGACCACCUGGCUCUUAAACACAACAAAGAUUACCAGAGGCUGCUGCAGACCAUCGGGGUCCUCGAGGCCCAACGAACGCAGGCCAUCCUGGACCUGGAGACGUUGGCGCGGCAACAGAGGGAGGCGCUGGCCGAUCCCAUCAGCUUUGUGGAGCAGCUGCAGAAACGGGUUAAUUUGGGCUUGCCGCGUCCUCAGCGAGUCGUGCAGCUCCCUGACAUCGGAUGGGAGCAGUACACCUCAGGCCUCAGCGACUUUGAGAGAGAGUUCUGCGACAAGAAACGCAAAACCAGGCGGCUAAAGCUGGUCUUUGACCAAGGUUUGCCUGACCGACCAAAAAGUCCAGUAGAGCCCAAGAAGGAAGGCGAGUCGUCCACCAUGUACUCCUCUCUGCCCACUAGUGACGCUCUGGAGAACAGCAGGCAAGCGCAGUUGAUCAGGGGGAGGAUCUCUCAGCCGAACAAGUCUGACACGUUCAACCAGCUGUGGACGGUGGAGGAGCAGAAAAAAUUGGAGCAGCUCCUCGUUAAGUUCCCUCCCGAAGAAGUGGAGUCGAGACGGUGGCAGAAGAUCGCUGACGAGCUCGGCAAUCGAACAGCCAAACAGGUGGCGAGUAGGGUUCAAAAGUACUUCAUCAAACUGACAAAAGCUGGGAUCCCCGUGCCUGGGAGGACACCCAACCUGUGCAUGUACACUAAGAAGGCGUCCAGCAAGAGGCAGCACCACCUCAACAAGCACCUGUACCGGCCCUCCACCUUCCUCACCUCCUACGAGCCUCCGGUCUACAUGGAUGAAGAAGACGAGCGCGCAGCGUAUUACAGCAGCGUGCAGGACGCCUCGGCUGAUGACUCGGAUGAAGAGGCUAUACCUGUGGAGUUGAGAAACUUGCCGGAGUACAAAGAGCUUUUGGAGCUGAAGCGACUGAAAAAACAGACGCUGCAGGAGAUCCACGAGGACAAGGCCGGGAUGCUGCACGUAGGAUUCAAGUGUGACGUCUGCGGCAUGGAUCCCAUCCAGGGAGUUAGGUGGCACUGUCAAGACUGUCCGCAGGACAACUCGGUCGACUUCUGCUCCAACUGCUCCGACUGUUUGUUCAAGACGGAGACCCACAAGCCGAACCACCAACUGGAGCCGGUGCAGCAUCCGGACACGUUUCUGGACCGGGACUACUGCCUGCCGCAGAGCACGGGCUACAAUUACCUGGACCCAAACUACUUUCCAGCCAACAGAUGACAGGGCCGGCGGCGCCUCUCGCUCCAGAGUCUCUCCACGUAUCCCACAGGCCUCUCUGUGCACGGCUCCAUCCUACAAGUGAAGAACACCGCUUAACCCGCGGCCAGCAGGCAGGCGGGGGGGCCUCAAAGUAGACCCCAGUGCUGCUGCUGGUGAGAGGGGGGGGGACUGUUGGCAAACUGGCCUCCCUGACUCCAGCAAAGGGCGGCCAUGUUGGAUCCUGCUCCUCCUCAGCCAGGUUCAUCAGUGGAUCUGUGAUUAGAAACACUAUUUUUAAAAACACAAAAACAAGAAGGCACACCGACAUUCCCGAGCUCUGUGACUCCAGGAGGGCUUCCCCCCCCUCACCCCUCACCCCCCUCCAGUAUACCUCCCUGUGCUGCUCCCAAACUGGAGACCAGUCUGAUGGAGACGUGUGGUCUCAGCGGACUGUGAAGAUACACCACGGUUAUUUGUACGUGUGUGUGUGUGUGUGUGGUCGCCUUGUUAUGCAAGAGUGAAAAAUGUCCUAGCUAGGUUUCCGUAGAUUGAGUAUUUAUGAGUCGCAGCGGGAGGAGUCGCUGCGAGAGGAGUGACGCAGAGGCGGGUUUGUUUAUGGCCGCAGACUGUAUAAAGUUCUGCCGAUACACACCACGCUCUGCUCACACACACACACACACACACACACACACACACACACACACACACACACACAUACAUAUACACACACACACACACACACACACACACACACACAUACACACACACACACCUACCUGUAUGUGUUAAACAGACUGGAGCCAUCCCUACCACUGUCACACAAUGCUGCUCUCACUCUUCACACACACACACACACACACACACACAUUUUCAUCUGGAUUUCUUUUCUGCUCUCUCUCCACUAAAACACGUCAAACGGGAAGCACUACAGCACGGAGAGCAAAUGUUUCUGAAGGCAGGCGACCGGAACCUUUCUGUUUUUAUUUUUAUUUCUCCCCCCCACCCCAAUGUGUGCCGUUGUUGAUCAUGUUGAGUGUAAAAGUAAAUGGUGAAAAGUAGCCAGCGAUAGUUGCUGUGUGCCAUUUUUUAAAAACAAUAUCUUUUUGUUUUUGGGGAGGAAUUCCACCUCUGACCCACAGCUCCUCCCUUCCUGCGUGGCACCACCAACCCACAUCGUCCUCCAUUAUCGAUCCAGUCUUCAUGCCUCUAGAUCUUCUUUAAUUUCUGCAGUCCACUUUAAAAAGGUCCAUUUAAAAGAUUGUAUUUUUAUUAAUCUAUUUAAAAAAAAAAGCAUUGAGGUAGUGGUUGGAGCCUCCACAGUGGAACAGCCCACACAGUUUUAUACACAUAGAUUUUGUUGUGCUUGAGUAGACACCAUUUUGUAUGGUUUUCGUCUCCUUUCCCUCACCCCUGCCCCCCCCCCCCCUCUCUGCCCCGCUUCAAUAUCUGUGUAUAACAGUCUGUUCUUAUGUAUAAAAAAUAAUAAUGUAAAAAAAAAUGCUAGAGGAGAACCGUGGAAAUAAAAGUAUGUGAAAAUA
Eleginops maclovinus (Patagonian blennie) is the source of this 4582-nucleotide messenger RNA. It is a transcript of the gene zzz3, whose product is annotated as zinc finger, ZZ-type containing 3. The record is from RefSeq and is a predicted model, not a curated record. NCBI's taxonomy places the organism in Eukaryota, Metazoa, Chordata, Actinopteri, Perciformes, Eleginopidae. Gene Ontology annotation, molecular function: zinc ion binding. The coding region runs from base 132 to 3065 and encodes 977 amino acids. The transcript is spliced from 12 exons.